CAUAUAACUAAUACACGUUCGCGUUAAACUAAUACGGAGAUGAUAGGAGACAGAAAGUAUAACCCUUUAUUGACUUCCCAUUUCCAUGUAGAAAUUCUUCGAUACACCAACAAAAUGAUCAUGAACGACCACGUGGUGAAUAUGCUUCACGUGUUGUAAUUUACACAAGCAACAAACGUGUCCAAAUCAAACAUAUAUAUAUAUAUGGAACUGAAGCUCGAAGAUUCCCAGAAACAGAGGAAGAGAAGGAAAAAAAAGGAUCAGAUGGAUGGUCAUCACUUGUUCUCGCCAGAUCUCGUGUUCCCAGAAGAAGACACGUUCUGGUACGAGGUUGUCGGAGAAGAGACCAAUGCCUCUGUCGCGAAACAGAGCGCUUUCAGGCCAUACACGAGGAACCCAGAAAGGGGUUCGCCGGAUAAACCAGCCGGCGGCGGUGGAGGAACAACGGCGGAGGCGGAGAAGAACCUGAAGAAGAGGAUGGUGGAUUUGAUGAGAAGUAACUGGGAGGAGAAGAGGAAAGCGGCGGCUCCGGCGAGAGAGAGAUGCCGGCGACAUAUGAUGAACGAGAGAGUGAGAAGAGAGAAACAGAGACAGAGUUACUUCGCUCUGCAUUCUCUUUUACCCGCAGGAACCAAGGUAAAACUAACCAUUUGGCAUCAAAAUGCAUUCAUCUUCCAAGUUAUGGGUUCGAAAAUGUUUUUCUUUUUUGGGUUUCAGAAGGACAAGAACUCGAUAGUCCAGAGCGCGUUGAACAGGAUCGAGGAGUUGCAGAGAGAGAAGAAAGAGUUAGAGAGGAGAAUCCAAAUGAUGGAGAAUGGGAAGGGGAAGAAGGUAGAGUUAAAAGUGGAAGAUCCAGUUUCAGGGGCAGAUUCCAUGUUGGAAACCCUCACGUGCCUAAAAGCUUUGGGGGCAAAACCCAUAACUAUUCAAGCUGAGUUCUCGCCACAAGAAUUCUCCACGGUCAUGAGCGUCGAAACUCAGAUAGCAGGAGACGAGGUUGAAAAGACAGUGGAAAAAACCCUCCAAGAAGCUGAAUGGAAACUUCUCUUUCUCCCCCAACCUCCCUUCUCCAAAUACUGAAGGUUAUGGUUUUCAUUUCAUCACCCACCACCAUCACAUUUUUGCUGACUUUUACUAUCAUUAUUGUUAUUAUUAUUUUCAUUUA
Messenger RNA from Tarenaya hassleriana, 1165 nucleotides. Its product is annotated as transcription factor bHLH92. Gene Ontology annotation, molecular function: protein dimerization activity. The record is from RefSeq and is a predicted model, not a curated record. Bases 205 to 1080 code for a protein of 291 amino acids. The transcript has 2 exons. Lineage: Eukaryota; Viridiplantae; Streptophyta; Magnoliopsida; Brassicales; Cleomaceae.